Racocetra persica is the source of this 653-nucleotide messenger RNA. NCBI's taxonomy places the organism in Eukaryota, Fungi, Glomeromycota, Glomeromycetes, Diversisporales, Gigasporaceae. The record is from the annotation of a GenBank genome assembly.
AUAAUGGAAUUUCUAAAAUAAUUGAAACAACUGGAAGUAAAAAGUUAGAAUUGCACAUCGACAGUGAAAUCAUUACUGAUAAAUCUGAAAAUAGAAAGAGCAUUGACAGAGAGUUGGCUGAAACUAGGAGAAAACUUUACGAGACUCAGCUCAAACCUACUCAAGCAGAAAAAGGAGAUGAAAUCAAAAUUAAAGAAUUAGAGGUAGAAAAGGAAGAAUUGAAGAAUCGUAAUGAGGAAUUGAAUUCCUUCAUUCGAAAUUUGGAAGGCAUGAUUAAGGAUGAUCUUAAGAGCCAAACCGUUCAAUCACAUCAACAAAUCGCGGAGAAUAUUGAAACUUCCAAACAGCACAUUAAAAGACAGCAUGAAACAAUUGACAAUUAUAAGAGUCGUGAAGACGCAAUUGAGGCUGAGAAGAACGCCGAAGAAAUCUUCCGUCUGAAGCAAUCUAAUGAAGAAGCAAGACAGCGUGCCGCUAAAAAGAUGAAUUUGAUCACAAGUGCUUGGUUCAGUAUGGGCCGACGUAUUCAAGGUGAUCAUGUGUUCUUGCAACGACAAGGACCCACAUCAUUUCUUUAUCAACAACGCGUGAUUCUUGAUACGCAGCUGAAGCGGCGGUGGCUAGAUGCUUCUAAGGAUAAGCAGUCACAAUGA